This is a messenger RNA of Prunus mume (Japanese apricot), 1057 nucleotides long. Lineage: Eukaryota; Viridiplantae; Streptophyta; Magnoliopsida; Rosales; Rosaceae. The record is from RefSeq and is a predicted model, not a curated record.
CCUCAACACAACACAACCAUACAUUUUGCACCCACUCUCCACUCUGCUAUCUGCAUAAGAAAUACAGAGAGAGAGAGAGAGAGAGAGAGGCCUCCAUUAUUGUUUGCUCUUAUACUCUUCUCUUCCUUCUUCAACCGAAAUCAUGAGCAAUGAAGAAUUAGCCUACGAUUUCUCUCCACUGCUUAAAGUAUACAAAGAUGGUCGAGUUGAAAGACUUAAAGGCACGGACAUAGCUCCUCCAUCAACAGAUCCCAAAACUGGCGUCCAAUCAAAAGACGUUGUGAUCUCACAAGAACCAGCCAUAUCUGCAAGGCUUUACAUCCCAAAAUCCACCACCACAAGCUCACCCCAAACCAAACUCCCUCUUCUCAUUUACUUCCAUGGAGGCGGCUUCUGCAUUGAAAGUUCAUCUUCUCCCGUAUAUCACAACUACCUCAACGCCUUAGUCUCUGAGACCAAUGUUGUUGCAGUCUCUGUUGACUAUAGGCUUGCCCCAGAGCACCCUCUGCCGGCUGCUUACGAAGAUUCAUGGGCUGCUUUCAAAUGGGUUGCUUCCCAUUCUGAUGGAAACGGCUCUGAAGAUUGGCUAAACAGUUUAGCAGAUUUCCAGCGUGUGUUUUUCUAUGGGGACAGUGCAGGGGGUACUUUAGCACACAACAUGGCUUUGAAACUGCGGCGAGAGAGUGUAUGGCUGGUGUGUGGCGUUUUGCUUGCCCUUCUACUAGUGGAUCCGACGACCCGACUAACAGAGCCAGUUGGGGAAGAGUUAACUGCCCCUGCAGCUGCAAGAGAGAUCGUUUCUGCUUUGUGGCGUUUUACUUACCCUUCGACUAGUGGAUCCGAUGACCCGUUUUUCAACCCGGGUAAAGAUUCAAAGUUGGGGGAAUUGGGUUGUGUGAAAGUGCUGGUUUUUGUUGCUGAGAAAGAUAUCUUGAAAGAUAGAGGAUUGUAUUACAGUGAGAUACUGAAAAAGAGUGGGUGGAAAGGGGUUGUGGAAGAUCCAACUUGUGACAAUGCUGUGGCCAUGGAGAAAAAGAUUGUCGCUUUCUUGAAUUAG